Molecule: messenger RNA, 1428 nt
Organism: Ochotona curzoniae (black-lipped pika)
Lineage: Eukaryota; Metazoa; Chordata; Mammalia; Lagomorpha; Ochotonidae
Product: DNA repair protein RAD52 homolog
Exons: 10
Coding region: 72-1151 (359 amino acids)
Biological process (GO): DNA recombinase assembly; double-strand break repair via homologous recombination; double-strand break repair via single-strand annealing
Cellular component (GO): nucleus
Source: RefSeq, a predicted model, not a curated record
CAGCGGAGGAGUACCAGGCCAUCCAGAGCGCCCUGAGGCAGAGGCUGGGCCCGGAGUACAUCAGCAGCCGCAUGGCCGGGGGAGGCCAGAAGGUAUGCUACAUCGAGGGCCACAAGGUCAUCAGCCUGGCCAAUGAAAUGUUUGGUUACAACGGCUGGGCCCACUCGGUCACGCAGCAGAACGUGGAUUUUGUGGACCUCAACAACGGCAAGUUCUACGUGGGCGUGUGUGCGUUCGUGAGGGUGCAGCUGAAGGAUGGCUCCUAUCAUGAAGACGUGGGCUACGGAAUUAGUGAGGGCCUCAAGUCCAAGGCCUUGGCACUGGAGAAGGCUAGGAAGGAGGCCGUGACCGAUGGGCUGAAGCGGGCACUCAGGAGCUUUGGGAACGCACUGGGAAACUGUAUCCUAGACAAAGACUACCUGCGCUCGCUCAACAAGCUUCCACGCCAGUUGCCUGUUGACGUGGAUUUGAGUAAAGCAAAGAGAGAAGACUUUGAGCCAUCUGUGGAGCAGGCAAGAUAUAAGAGCUGUCGCCCGCACGUGGCUCUGGGACCUGCCCCGGCACCCGAGGGGACCUCCCCCUGCAGACCAAGCCACCCGGACAACGCCCACGUGGUGACAGUGGGGGAUAAAGAAGGCAGCUCCCGACGUGCCGGGAGCGAGGCCACUCAGCAGCGGAAGCUCCGGCAGAAGCAGCUGCAGCAGCAGUUCCGGGAGCAGAUGGAGAAGCAGCAGCAGGUGCCCACGUCGGCCCCGCCCGCAGACGUGGAGCCCGAGGGGGCGCUCCCUGCUCCCCCCGUGACACACAGCACGCCCAUACCUGCCGUCUCUGAACCUGGCACCGAGAAAGAUUCCCUUGCAGAGAACCUGGACGAAAACCUGGACCUGUGGGAUGAGACGCCGGAUAUCCUGGACGAUGUCAUCAGGCCGUGGCCUGGGGCGCAGCCAGCCCAGGCCUCUGCCACUCCCGCCCCGAAGGUCGAGCUGGAGACCUGGCGCAGGGGCACCCACAGCCUUUGCCAGCAGAAGCAACCCACCAAGUCUGCACCCUGGCACCCUCAGGGGCUUGGCACUGACCAGCACGGAACAGGAAACUACAACUUGGACGGGAAGAGCCAGGACAUGAAGAAAAGGAAGCUGGAGCCAUCCUGAGGCCUGGGCCGCGAUUCUGGGGUUUGUCAGAAGGGACUUGUAGUACUUCGCAGUUCUGAGGAAUGAACUUUUCCCAGGGUUUACCUUGGUUCCUCCCGAACCGAACCGGUGGGCUGGCCGUCGGGGCGCUGCGGGAAAGCCGGGGACCUAGAGGAGUCGUGGCUCAGCGCGGUGGCAAGGCUCCGGGUCGAUGAAGCUCCUGCCUCGGGCCCCAAAGGCUGUCUCAGUGUUUGUUCUAUUCAGCUGUGUUAAUAAAGAGACAUUUUAGGACUCGCCA